Octodon degus (degu) is the source of this 2645-nucleotide messenger RNA. It is a transcript of the gene Esyt3, whose product is annotated as extended synaptotagmin 3. The record is from RefSeq and is a predicted model, not a curated record. Gene Ontology annotation, molecular function: lipid binding. NCBI's taxonomy places the organism in Eukaryota, Metazoa, Chordata, Mammalia, Rodentia, Octodontidae. Gene Ontology annotation, biological process: lipid transport. The coding region runs from base 54 to 2645 and encodes 863 amino acids. The transcript is spliced from 22 exons.
GCAGGCUUGAGCUUGGGUGAAGUUCUCGAAGAGGACAAGACGGAGGCGAGGGGAUGCAAGCGGAGGAGCCCCGCGCCCCUGGAGCGCCCGGAGCGCCCGGAGCCCGGGAAGCCAAGCGCGCCCUCGGCCCGGAGCUGCGCCUGACCAGCCAGCUGCUGCCGGAGCUCUAUGGCUUCGUGCAGCGCGUGCUGCUCUAUCUGGCGCCCGUCUACCUGGCCGGCUACCUGGGACUCAGCAUAUUCUGGGUGCUGCUCGGCGUCGUGCUGUGGAUGUGGUGGCGCCGGAACCGCCGCGGGAAGCUCGGGCGCCUGGAGGCCGCCUUUGAGUUCCUCAACAACGAGCGCCAGUUUAUCAGCCGCGAGCUGCGGGGCCAACACCUGCCGGCCUGGAUCCACUUCCCGGAUAUGGAGCGAGUCGAGUGGGCCAACAAGAUCAUUGCCCAGAUUUGGCCCUUCCUGACCAUGAUCAUGGAAAACAAGGUUCGGGAGAAACUGGAGCCCAAGAUCCGGGAGAAGAGCACUUGCCUGAGGACUUUCACCUUCACCAAGCUCUACUUUGGACAGAAGUGUCCGAGGGUGACUGGAGUCAAGGCACACACCAACAAAAGCAACCCGAGGCAGGUGACCCUGGACCUACAGAUAUGCUACAUCGGAGACUGUGAGAUCAGUGUGGAGCUGCAGAAGAUACAUGCCGGUGUGAAUGGCAUCCAGUUGCAGGGUACCCUACGGAUCAUCCUGGAGCCCUUGUUGGUGGACAAGCCAUUUGUGGGGGCUGUGACUCUAUUCUUCCUUCAAAAGCCACAUCUGCAAAUCAAUUGGACAGGCCUGACCAACCUGCUGGAUGCACCCGGAAUCAAUGAGGUGUCAGAUGGCCUGCUGGAGGACCUCAUCGCUGCCCACCUGGUGCUGCCCAACCGUGUGACUGUGCCUGUGAAAAAGGGUCUGGACGUGACCCACCUGCGCUUUCCUCUGCCGUGUGGGGUGAUCAGGGUCCACUUGCUGGAAGCUGAGGACCUGCCCCAGACGGACCACUUCCUGGGGCUUGGAUGCAAGUCAGACCCCUACGCCAAGGUGAGCAUUGGCUUGCAGCACUUCCGGAGCAGGACCAUCUACAAGAAUCUCAAUCCUGCCUGGAACGAGAUGUUUGAGUUCUUGGUGUAUGAAGUCCCUGGUCAAGACUUGGAAGUGGACCUGUAUGAUGAGGAUACUGACCGGGAUGACUUUCUGGGCAGCCUGCAGAUCUGCCUCGGGGAUGUCAUGACGAAUAGAGUGGUGGAUGAGUGGUUUGUCCUGAAUGACACAACUAGCGGACGGCUGCACCUGCGGCUGGAGUGGCUCUCACUGCUCACUGACCAGGACGCACUGACGGAGGACCAUGGUGGUCUUUCUACUGCCAUCCUUGUGGUCUUCUUGGAGAAUGCCUGCAACCUGCCGAGAAGCCCUUUUGACUACUUGAAUGGUGAAUAUCGAGCCAAAAAACUCUCCAGAUUUGCCAAGAAUAAGGGUAGCAGAGACCCUUCUUCCUAUGUCAAGUUAUCUGUAGGCAAGACGACAUACACGAGUAAGACCUGUCCCCACAGCAAGGACCCUGUGUGGAGCCAGGUGUUUUCCUUUUUUGUGCACAACGUGGCAGCUGAGCAGCUCCACCUCAAGGUGCUAGAUGACGACCAGGAGUGUGCUCUGGGAGUGCUGGAGUUCCCCCUGUGCCAGAUCCUGCCCAGUGCGGACCUCACCCUGGAGCAGCGCUUUCAGCUGGACCACUCAGGCCUGGACAGCCUCAUUUCCAUGAGGCUGGUGCUGCGGUUUUUGCGCAUAGAGGACCGAGAGCUGGGGAGUCCGUAUACAGGACCUGAAGUCCUAAAGAAAGGCCCUCUGUUCAUCAAGAAGGUGGCUACCGACCAUAGCCCCCAAGCCCCACACCAGGGAGAAGGCCCUGCAGACUUGCUGUGUCCUCCAGACCCCGUCACUGACACCAUGGAUGCUUCCAAGAGCACCCUACCCACCACCACUGCUGCCAACCCUGUAACCCAAGAGACCGAACCAGAGCCCAAAGGCAAGGACAGUGCCAAAGGGUUCUGUGAGCCCAUGGGGAAGAAGAAGAGCUCAGCCACCAUCUUCCUGACUGUCCCAGGCCCCCAUUCUCCAGGGCCCAUCAAGUCACCUAGACCCAUCAAGCCCCCUGCCUCCCCAUUUGCAUGGCCGCCCAAGGGUCUGGUUCCCAGCAUGUCCUCGCUCAACUCUCUGGCCUCCUCCUGCUUUGACCUGACAGAUAUCACCUUCAACACUGAAGUCGGCAACUGCAGACAGCGAGGGCUUGGUGAGAUCCAGCUCACAGUGCGCUACGUGUGUCUGUGGCGCUGCCUCAGGGUGCUGGUCAAUGGCUGCAGAAAUCUGACACCAUGUAGCAGCAGUGGAGCUGAUCCCUAUGUCCGCAUCUACUUGUUGCCAGAAAGGAGGUGGGCAAGUCGUAAGAAGACCUCAGUGAAGCGCAAGACCCUGGAGCCCCUGUUUGAUGAGACAUUUGAAUUUUUUGUUCCCAUGGAAGAAGUAAAGAAGAGGUCACUAGAUGUUGCAGUCAAAAAUAGGAGGCCACUUGGCUCACACAGAAGGAAGGAGUUAGGAAAAUCUUCCACUACCAUGAACUGA